GGUCAUACCGGUAAGGCUUCUUAGUGUACUCGUGCGAAUUCGGGUUACCGGAUUGGGAAAUCCGACCACGAUUCGUUCCUCUUAGCGUCGCCGCCGACGAGUUUCUUUCGCAUCCAUCUAAUCCAUUUAACCUUUCCGGUACUGUUGGACUAGGCGAAUUAGCGUCCAAGUUUUAGUUGGUUUGCGGGGACCCUGGGCUGUUUUGGAAUGGGGAAUGGGGGGAUCCUACUGCCUUUCCGGGGGAGGGCCCUUCUAACUUAGAAGGUGCCGCAGAAGAGCCACAGAAUAGCCACUUCCCCUACAAUCCCCUACCACUGGUUACCAAAGCAGCAAGGAAAGUUUACCUUUGCAGUUGCAGGUGAUUUCCCCUAGAUGGUGCGAUCUUACCCGCGUGCCGCCCAAUUGCUAAUCGAAUCAUCUCACCCGCAAUCUUCCUAUCGGUCCCUCCGAUUUCUACAACCUACAACCGUGACAUCGGGAAGAGAUUAUCUUCAACGACCUCCUUUCAUCCAUGGCGCCGAAAAGUUCCAGGGCCUCCACAUUCCAACAACAACAGUUCCACCGCCGGGUUCAGGUGCUCGGCCACUCGACUCCAGGUACCCGCUAUGCUGUGUACGUAGAUCCGACCGGGUUCGUGACCCCACCAGUGAGAAGACGAGGUUCCAGUUUUUCCCUACUUGCUGGUUGGUAACCCCGGCUUCUAUACUCGAAAGGGUUGGAGUCAAGUUGCCGCUCAGCGGUCUAUAUCUUUGCCUCUUUGAUCUCGCGGUCGCUGCUUAUAUCACCUUUACGUGGAAUAAUCAUACAUAUAUAGACGUGAAUUACCCCCUCUUCAGUAGCCUAUAUCUCGAAGGUGAAAUCCACUUCCUCUUUUCUCUUUUGCACCCUUCCUUUCUCUAUUCGGGUCUAAGCCGAGCUGUCUACGACGGUACCAGCAGAGAGGAAUUGAUACUACCUUCUAAGGUAACACUGGCUACCAACCAGCAUAUGUACGACCCACAUUCUGAUCGACAUAGGAAAAUAUAAAAGUCGAUUGACGUGCUGAUCUGCGUCCAGAUUGAUCUUACGGCCUAUCUCUCUCGUUGACCACCGGACCAGCAGCCUUCUUUUAUAAAGAUAGCUGGAUCAUCUCGGCUUCUCAUAGCUUUGAGCAUAUCAUCUAUCAUUAGAAAGACGCCGCCCGUCUCAUUUUGUUCACCAUGGGGAAGUUUUUCGGCCUUCGCGGCCACUGGCUCAAUUAUGCCAUAGGUAUCAUCGCAGGAUGCGAUUUCCUGCUUUUUGGAUACGGUACUUUA
This is a messenger RNA of Annulohypoxylon truncatum, 1295 nucleotides long. RefSeq lists its product as uncharacterized. The transcript has a single exon. Bases 373 to 1026 code for a protein of 217 amino acids. Lineage: Eukaryota; Fungi; Ascomycota; Sordariomycetes; Xylariales; Hypoxylaceae. The record is from RefSeq and is a predicted model, not a curated record.